Messenger RNA from Salvia hispanica, 984 nucleotides. The record is from RefSeq and is a predicted model, not a curated record. Lineage: Eukaryota; Viridiplantae; Streptophyta; Magnoliopsida; Lamiales; Lamiaceae.
AUGGAAGGAGAAGCUGUCGCUGCCGUCAUUAAAGUUGUAGUUCAAAACCUCAUCGACCAUUCCAAGACAGAGAUCUCACUAAUCCGUGGUCUCGACAAAGAAGCAGCAAAGCUAGCUGGGAAUUUGGAUACGAUCCAGAAAUUCUUGAACGAUGCUGAGAACCGUACUAUUCCCGGUGGGGCUGUCGAAAGCUGGCUGAGGAAGCUCGAAGAUGUGGCGUUUGAUGGUGACAACGUUUUGGAUGAGCUCAAUUACCACCUUCUCUCGAAACAAAUUAACUCUAUCAAACCCAUGAAACAAAAGGUACUCUCAUGCUUCUCACCAUUCAGUCAUAUUGCGCAUCCCAGAAAUAUAGCUCUAAAAAUUCAAGAAAUCAAUGAGAAUUUAGAGUCCAUUCAAAAAGAGGGAGCCGGGCUUGGCCUCAAAGAGAGGCUAGCCAACGAUGUGCCAAAACUGCCUCAUGCUGCUUUUGAAACUGAUUCCUUCUCACAUGAUCCAAUUUUCAUAGGAAGAGAUGAGUUGGUGUCGGAAAUAAUUGAGGUUAUUAACACUAGUACCACAACUGAUGAACGUGUAAUUUCUAUCUUUGCCAUUGUUGGAAUGGGAGGAUUGGGGAAGACAACCUUGACUAGGAAUGUCUUUCAUCAUCCAAAGAUAAAAACUCUCUUUGGAUCACAUAUUUGGGUGCAUGUUUCUCAAAUUUUUGAUCCAAUCAUCCUUUUCAAAAAAAUCCUCAAGGAGUUGACUUCUUCUCCACAUCAUGAUGAAAUCGAGAGUAGCCAAGGUAUUCUCAAAAACACUUCUUCUGAUCAGAGUAGGCAGGAUUUUCUCAAAAAGACUUCUUUUGGUCAAGUUGAUGUUGAGAGUAGUCAAGAUUUUGUGAAAAGGAAUUAUCAUGAUCAAGUUGAGGUCGAGAGUAGGCAAGGUAUUCUUAAAAGGCUUCAAAAAGCUUUAAAAGAUAAAACUUAUAUUUAUUCUGGAUGA